AUGAACCCGAAUCAAUACUACCCGGACAACUCGUACUUCGUGUCCGACGACAAUCUCAACUUCCACUCCGGUUCGUAUGCCAACUACGAUCAGAGCUUUGACACCUAUUCGCAACCGGCCCAGUUGAACCAGCCAGCGGCCUCGUCAUGGCAGCCUGCCCCUACCACGAACUUCACUGGCGAAGAAGACGAACCUCCUCUGCUCGAAGAGCUCGGCAUUGACCUCAACAAAAUCAUCAUUCGCCUGAUGCACUCUCUGGACCCGACCGGCAAGUGUGGUGUCGUGCUGGGCGAUUACGACGUGAUCGGACCAAUCGCGUUGUACCUGACCUACACGUCGCUGCUACUGUUAGCCGGUGGCAAGCUAAUGUUCAGCUACAUAUACGGCUUGGCAGUGUUAACGUCGGUGUGCAUGUAUGGCUUACUCUGGGCCAUGACCGAUUCGUCAGAAGUCACGUUGACGUCCACGUUUUCCGUACUGGGCUACUCUUUUACGCCUGUUGUACUGGUGGCGUUGCUUGCUGUGUUCGUUAACCUAAAGAACAUAUUCGGUGCCAUCAUCGUAUUGGCGGCCGUUGUCUGGAGCAGUAUGAAUGCAGCCAGGGUGUUUGUUGCCAUGUUCGGCAACUCUGAUCAGAAGUAUUUAAUGGCUUAUCCGUGUGCAAUAAUCUGUGGUUUAUACACACUGUUUAUUUUGUAUUGA
Macrosiphum euphorbiae (potato aphid) is the source of this 702-nucleotide messenger RNA. Lineage: Eukaryota; Metazoa; Arthropoda; Insecta; Hemiptera; Aphididae. The record is from the annotation of a GenBank genome assembly.